Molecule: messenger RNA, 2836 nt
Organism: Hydra vulgaris (swiftwater hydra)
Lineage: Eukaryota; Metazoa; Cnidaria; Hydrozoa; Anthoathecata; Hydridae
Biological process (GO): regulation of GTPase activity; negative regulation of Ras protein signal transduction
Cellular component (GO): cell cortex
Molecular function (GO): protein binding; GTPase activator activity
Source: RefSeq, a predicted model, not a curated record
GAAGUAAAAAUAAUAUAGUAUAAAAAAACAUUGUUGUUCAAGAGAGAAAUUGAUAUUAUUGAUGCCUGCAUUAAUAGCUGAUCUGAAUAUGGAAUGUUUGUCAGCACAACAUCUGCUUAGCCUGCCAAACGAAAAAAAGAAGCAACACAAAAACACUAUACAAUUGUUUGAAAAUAUGCAACAACAACUCCAAAUUUUAAAGGUUGAUAUUUGCAAACAAUGCAAAAAAAAUUUUGAACUUGAAAAAGAAGUUCGCUUUUUCGACCAAAGGAUUGCCCUUCUUAUUAAUCAUAAAAUUACAGUUGAUGAAUUUCCUGAUAACAUAUCAUAUGGAGAACAUAGACUAGGAGCGUUGAAAGAUGACUUGAAAAAUAGGAUUUUUGGCAAUUUAUUUUUUUUGUUACAAACUGAUCCAAGAUAUCUUGCCAAGCUAACACGAUCUGUUGCUCCUACAGAAAUAGAUGAAUUGCUUCAGAUUGUUUUGUUUAGUUUAUAUGGAAACCAAUAUGAAGCUCGAGAAGAGCAUCUUUUGCUGAAAAUGUUUGAGUUAGCCAUUAAAAUGGAGUUUGAUGAAACAGAUGAAUUCGGAAGUUUAAUGCGUGCAAAUACAGCAAUUUCUCGUAUGAUGACAACAUACACAAGACGUGGACCUGGUCAAGAAUAUCUAAAAGAGACUUUACAAGAUAUUGUUGUUGAUGUUAACUCAAACAUUGAUUUGAAUCUAGAAGUCAAUCCUGUUAAAGUAUAUACUGCUAUUUACCAGAUCAUUGAUAAUGAACAAAAUAACAUCACAAUGGAAAGAGCUUUACGAGAUCCAAAAGUUGCCAAAGUUAUUAAGUACCGCUUAAAAGGUUUAGAAGAUAUCACAGAACAAUUUUUUGAAGCAAUUGUGGCAUCAUUAGAUUAUGUACCUUAUGGUAUACGUUGGUUAUGCAAAGCUAUUUAUCAACUCUGCAGAGAGCGUUUUCCUCACAUACCAAUUGAACAGAUUGCUGGUCUGAUUGGCGGUUUUUUUUUAUUACGAUUCAUAAAUCCAGCUAUAGUAUCACCGCAUAACUAUAUGUUAUUGAAUUCUCAACCUCGACCUGCUAUGAGACGCAAUUUCAUUCUGAUUGCAAAACUUUUGCAGGCCAUCAGCAAUAAAGGAGCUUCACAGGUGUUAAAAGAAGUUUACAUGAAACCACUCCAAUAUUUUGUAACCUCUCGUCAAGAAAAACUACAGAAGUUUUUACAUAAUUUGUGUGAUGUUGAUGAUUUUCAUUCUUAUCUUGAAAUAGAACAAUAUUUAUCGUUACCUAAAGAUAUGUCAAUUAGUAUUACACUUAAAGAAAUGCAUAGGUUGCAUGAACUGCUGUGCAAGUACCAAGAUUUUCUGAUCAAUGAUGAUAAUGACAAUCUCACAGUGCUUUUACAUGAGCUUGGUGAACCCAUGUCAUCUGAAUGUCUUGAUGAUGUUACUGUUGAUGUAGCACUUUUGAGUAGAUGGGAUGUUUCAUUAAGUUUUAGAGAUGAAAUGAUUGAUCCUGAUGGAGCUAUCGAUAAUGGAAUUAAAAAUCUUCGCAAACAGUGUCGUACUUUGCUCAUAAAGUUGCUUACUAAGGCUCCAUAUCUUAUGAAAGAACUUAAUAUGCGUGAUGUAAUUUCUCGUGGAUUAGCAACCGAUAAUGAAGAAGUAAUAAGGCUUGCAAGCUUUGCCAUGACAUGUUUGAGUGAACUUCAAGACAAUGACAAAUUGUAUUGCGAAGAAGAUCUUUUAAGAAGUGUAAAAGAAUUUGUUUUAAAGCAAGAGCAUCAUUCAGAUCGUAUGUUAAGAGAACUGAAGGGACUUAAAAAUGUUAAAGAAUCAUUAGAAUGGCAUGGGGAGUUUCUAACCCAGCAGUUGGAUGCAUAUAAAGAAUAUCUGAGUGCUGUAAGAAACAAAGCUGCUCAUAGGGAUGGAGAAAUAACUAAUGGAAAUAAAGGCAAAUUAAAUUUAGGUCCAUUAGAGUUUUCUUUUACUCAACUUGAAAAAGAAGGGGUUAUCCUGGAAAGCCGAUCUAUCUCUGCCAAAAGAAAGCAAAAUAUCAACUUUAUUGUACUUUGCACGGAGCCUGGUAUUUAUAGAAUUACACUGAGAUAUAAAACGCCUAUUGCUGGUCAACCAGCCGUGAUGGAUAUGGAUCUACAUCUAGAGGAAUUACUUGAAUACCAACAUUUUAGAGAUCCGGUUUUAAAUUUGAAUGAGUUUGUUGUUCUUGAUGUGCGACAUACUCUCUCUUUCCUUCAUAAACAUUUUCGGCCUAAAAAAUUAUGACUAACCGCCGGGACAUUGAACACUCAAUUUAAAUCACUGCGUCGUUCUUUCAGAAGGUAGUUGUAAAUUUUAUGUUUGGGUGGAAGGCGUCAAAAAUCAGCAGAUGUUUGUUCUUUGACUAAAGUAAUUAGCACGUUUGCUUAAAAUUUAAGCAGUUUGACAUCCAACUGUCGUUUACCCAAAAAACAUAAUGAAUUAUGUACUCAACGACUUUUAAUUCUAUCUUCUGGAAAGAUAAAUUGAAAUUGAUGUAAUGAAAUGUCAAGCGCAAAAGCGAGUUCUUAGAGAACCCAAAACACUUUUUUUUUUUUCAAAUAAAAAACACAUUGUAAAUAAUUCCUAAUUAUUUGUUAUUUCCUGUAUUUUAUUAAAAAAAGUAUUUAUUUUAUUUUCUGUAAAUAAGGUUUAUUUUUGUUCAUCGAUAUUUUGUAUAUCUAAUUCUAGAAUAAUUUUUACUUGAUUCUAGAAAAUUAUGUUAAAUAUCAGUGUUUUAAUGCAAUAAGUUACAAUUUGUAAAUAUUUUGUUUAUAUUUUUUCAUAUUU